CACACACUCUCACAUGCUCUUAAGACAUACACACCCCUUCAAUUCUUAAGUUUGUUUCCAUUCCCAUUCAUCCUUUAUCUGAAGCCCAAUCACGUUUUAAACCCUGUCACUUUACACAAGAAUCAAAAAGAGAUUAAAACUUAUAUGAAAUAGUAGCCUUGCACCCUUUAUUUCUUAUUUAUCAUAUUAUUUGAUUAUUUCAUAGUAUCAGUUCUCUCAGGGCAGCACCUACAGCCUAGUGCCUUUUGACUUAUUAUGUUUGUCAAAUGAAGUGGGUUUAAUUCAGCUAAAGACACUGUGAGUCAGUGCAUGUUUCCAUUUGUUGUGUUAUGUGACUUCAAAUCUUCACUUUCCUAAUCAAGGGAGGACUUGUGAACAGCUGUUGUUUCAAAAUGUAAGGUUAUCAGGGCAAUCUGACCAGAAACACCUAAUACAAUCACAAAUUUGAUUUAAUUGGAAAUCAACCCUAGUUGCAGUAUACCCCAUGUGAAUCUGGAAAUAAUCUACCCCCUUCCAGCAAAUAAAGUUCUUAUUCAACUCAUAAGAUUAUUAUUUUUUUUUUAAAGAUUUUUUUUGGGCUUUGUAUGCCUUUAUUUGGAGAGGACAGUGAAGUUGUAUGACAGGAAGCGAGGCGGAGAAGAGGUGGGUAGAGGACCGGGAAACGACAUCAGGCCAGACUUGUGUCCCCACGGACAAUGAAUGAAGCCCGUAAAUGGGGGGCUUAUUGGCUUGCACCAAAGUGCCCCCCAACUCGUAAGAUUUUAUGCUAAUUCCACGCGUUUCCACUCUUGAAAGUUGAAACUCCACUAUUCACACAUUUUCUCAUCUGUCCCUUGGUCCCCACCACACCUGACCAUUAUUAAACCCCUGAUUGGCUGAGGGUGAGGGCUGUGUGCACAGGUGGGGGUGAGUAGAUGUGUCCCAGAUUUUAAUGGUUUGUGGAGUCAGGAGUGCGAGCAUAUGAGGGAUUCCCUCUGGUUGAGGAAUACUGAGAUGAAGGAGCUGGAUGAGCCUUAAUGAAAGUUGUUAAUUUCUCAGUACAGCUUUGUCCUAAUCAGAGAGUGAUUGUGCAUUUCUUUUUUGUUUUAGUUAGGACAAAAUACAGACCAUCUUAAAAUACCAGUACUGUGAAAUCUCACAUCAUGGUGUGUAGUAUCUCUGUCGUGAUAUCCAACACACCACACAAACACGCACUGCUGAUGAAACAUGGAAUUUCCUUCACACUCGUCUGUGUCGUUGGGGGGUUGUGUGACAGUGAGUCAAGUGAGGGAGGAGUGGAUGCCAGUAUAAAUACCAGGGACUCACCUGAGCAGGUGAAAAGCUCCCGAGCGUUUAGACCGGUCCUCACCCAGCACAGGAACUCUUUGUGGAGCCGAGCUCCAUCAUCAUGUUCUCUUCAGUGACAGCCCACGCAUCUCUGCUCUGGUUGACACUGUUCUUCUGCCCACUCACCGAAACCUUCAAGCCGCUACUCUCUCCUGGGGGUGGCUCUCUCACACACCGUGACAUCACCCAGAGGGCCAUCUUCCGCAAGACUGGCCAAGUGUGCCGUGCAAUGGCCGCAGCCCAAGGCCAGGACUUCAUCUUGCCUAUUGAUGAUAGGCUGACGGCAUACACCCUGCAGCAGGCAUGCUCCUCAGGGGAGUCCUCCAUCUUGUCAGCCCUGGCCUUCCAGACAGCUGUGACUAAUACCUACCUGAGCAAUGCGGCUGUGGACGUUCUUCAGGCUCUGAGCGCUCCGCACCACUUCGAUGACGAGACAUUCGCUGAAGGGCGAGACGUGGUGGCCCAGGGUGCCGCUGCCGUCAAGGCUGCCGUGAAGUAUGGGAGCUUCGUCUCUGCCAGAAUCAGCUUGGGUGCUGCCUGUCACACACUGCAGGACUUCUACAGCCACAGUAACUGGAUAGAGAUAGGAAACACAGUACCAUUCUCCAAUUUGAUCAGGGCAGACACGCCUUUGGAUAAUCUGGCAGGUCCUGAUAGAGCCACCUGCAGAAACUGUACAGGAGGAAACUGCAGUGAUAACCUCCUACCUGAGAUCCUACAAGAGAAGAAACUCACAUCAGGCUACUUCAGCCUCUUCUUUUCAGUCAAGCCACCAGGAAAGUGCAGCCAUGGUGGUUCUUUUGACAAGACCAGUUAUCAGGAUCCAGUUGGUGGGAUUAACAAGGAUGACACCACAGCGAGCCAUGGGCACUUGCACCUGCGAGCAGCACAGGUGGCCAUCAACGCCACCAUGGAGCUCCUGGAGGACAUCAGACUGGCCACGGGGGACAAAGACUUCCUGCGGUUAGUGGGAGUGUCACAAUCAUCCGUGCUUUGUUUCGUGGUUGACACCACAGGCAGCAUGUCUGAUGACAUUGCCGAGGCAAAGCGGGUCUCAUUCGCCAUCAUCGAUCUCAAACGUGGCACCCAGGAGGAGCCCUCAGAGUACAUCCUGGUCCCAUUUAAUGACCCAGGCUUUGGGCCACUGAUCAGGACAACUGAUGCAGACAUUUUCAAGCAGCACAUCAACAAGCUCAGUGCCUCGGGUGGAGGGGAUAUUCCUGAAAUGUGCUUAUCAGGACUACUGCUGGCGCUCACUGCAGCUCCCCCUUCCUCUGACAUCUUCGUCUUCACCGACGCUCCUGCCAAAGAUGCUGAGCUGAAGAGCACUGUGACUGCACUGACUGAGAGCACCAAGUCAAAGGUCACCUUCAUGCUCACUGAUCCUUCCCGCUCAGCACGUCGCCAUCAGCGCUCUGGCAGCCCCGCGUCAAAUCGCUUAUCUGUCGCCGACACUCAGCUCUACCGGGACCUAGCACAGGCUUCAGGGGGCCAGGCCAUAGAGGUCUCCAAGUCCUCACUGCCUCAGGCCACUGUGAUCAUAGAGGACUCCUCAACCCCUGCUCUGGUGACCCUGCUCCAGGCAGUGAGGACCCCGCUGAGGGCUGAGAACUUCUCCUUCCUGCUGGACGAGUUGGUGUCCAAUGUGACGCUGUACAUCACAGGGUCCUCACCUGCGUUUACUCUCUACAGUCCCACAGGCGAGUCACAGAGCCAUGAGGUGUCAGAGGGACCUCUGGGUACGAUUCAGAGGGUGGGAAACCUACAUCGUAUGCAAGUCAAGACCCACAAUCGCACAGGUCUGUGGGAUAUCACCAUCAACUCCACAGUAACAUUUACUGUCAAAGUCACAGGUCAAAGUUCCAUUAACUUCUUGUUCAACUUUGUGGAGGCCUUUGGCGGAGCACAUGGAGACUUUAGCCUAAAACAGAGUCGUCCAUCCGUUGGUAAGAGCGCCACCCUCUUGAUGUCAGUAACAGGAAGUGAUUCAUUGAGGGUGACUGAGGUGGCUCUGGUGCCUGUCUCUGGAUCUGGGGCUGUAAAUGGAACCAUCGAGGCAUUAGGAGGGGACGACUUCCUGGUAACGAUCAAUGAACCGCCAGUGGGAAACUUCAUCAUCCAUCUGAGGGGGGAAACCAGUGGGGCCUCUCGUUCCUCCCCCAUCCUCUUCCUUAGGCAGUCCUCUACACAGCUCAGGGCCUCCAGGGUGGCUGUGACGGCCUCAGUAAACGCCACUUUGGAACCUGGAGCAACCAUCACUGUGCCCUUCACAGUGGAAACCAAUACCACAGCAGGUAGCUAUACCAUCCGAGUGAGGAACGACCGCGGCUUCAGUGUGUCUUUCCCCAGCAGUGUGACUCUGGAGGCUGAAGGCCGUGCUGAGGGCACAGUGACUCUCACAGCUCCCUCAGACACCCCUUCAGGCACCGACAUCACGCUGACCAUCGAGGCAGAAGCUCCUGGAGCCACCGACUCCAACUAUGUUGUCAUUAGCUUUGCUGUUGCCACUAAGGUGACUGACUUCACCCGUCCUGUGUGCCAAGUGGACCUCACUGCCAACUGUCCACAAGACUGCAGCCAGGCUACAUGGCAGCUCUCUGCCAACCUGACUGAUGGCAAUGGGACAGGCAUUGUUCUCGUAACACUCCAGCAGGGCAAUGGCACCCUCAACACCAGCUCUUCUGGCUCAGGCAUCACCUUUGCGUCCUACAGCGCCUCCUGCUGUUCUGAGGUGGUGGAACUGGUCAUGGUUGACGACGUGGGCAAUGCUGGUGUCUGCUCUGCUUCAAUUAGAGGCCUCUCCUCUGCUACCACCCCUCAGACUCCCACAGCCAACGCCACAGUGACGCAGAUAGCCACCACCUCCAGUGCAGGGCACUGCCUUAACCUCUCCAUCUGGCUGUGGCCCAUAGUUAUGCUCCCACUGCUUUAUCUCAAGGUCUAGAGAGUCUGGCCUGGAGCAUACACACUCUUCUAUAAACUGCGAAUGUGCAGUCCAGUUGGAGUCAUACACCAGACCAGAUGUAAAAGUAUUCAUGGGCUACCGAUACUCUUGGGCUUCAAAUGGGGAUGAGGGCUCUUUAGCUGGAGGAACUUUGUGUAUAAGCAACUGUAUCUCGACUACAUCAGAUUACCCUUACAAAUUAGAAUUAAUAAACUGCUAAGUAGCAUUUGGUGUUUUUUUCAAGGGUCAUGUAGUCAGUGUCAGUGUCCCGAAAACAAAUUUAAGGAACAUAGAAAACCAUGAAAAGGGAAGCUAAGUACAUCAGCACAGGAAAUCACAUGCACUCACAUUUUAGUUUUCUGCAUAUUGGGUGUUUUUUUUGGUCAUAGCGGUUUAUGCUGGAUCAGGCUUUAUAACAGUAGUCAAGGACUGCAUUCUAAACUGAGUCUAUGUAAUUGCUUAAC
Clupea harengus (Atlantic herring) is the source of this 4734-nucleotide messenger RNA. It is a transcript of the gene vwa10.2, whose product is annotated as von Willebrand factor A domain containing 10, tandem duplicate 2. The coding region runs from base 1388 to 4270 and encodes 960 amino acids. The record is from RefSeq and is a predicted model, not a curated record. Lineage: Eukaryota; Metazoa; Chordata; Actinopteri; Clupeiformes; Clupeidae. The transcript is spliced from 16 exons.